AAAGACACCUAUUAAUAUUUUUCUCAUUUUUCUUUUAUUUAUGUCAAUUAUCAUCUUUGAAAUGCUUGCCCAAUGUUUCUAUUUAUUCGCAUUAUAAUUAGCAUACGAGAUGAAGUAAUUGUUAAGUCUCUCUAUAUAUCUAUCUUAUUUUAGGCUAAUUAUCUUUUGGAUAUUCCGAUGGAAAAAGAAGCUGCAGGUGAAUCAUCUCGAGUAACAAUGCCGCCUCCCAACACAGGGAAGCUGAUAACCAUUCUCUCCAUCGAUGGAGGAGGAAUUAGAGGAAUUAUUCCCGGGGUUAUCCUUGCAUAUCUUGAAUCACAACUUCAGGAAUUGGAUGGUGAAGAUGCAAGAAUUGCGGAUUAUUUUGACUUGAUAGCAGGAACAAGCACAGGGGGCCUUGUAACAGCCAUGUUGGCUGCACCAAACAAAGCUAAACGCCCUCUUUAUGCUGCCAAAGAUAUUACACCUUUCUAUCUUGAGCACUCCCCCAAAAUCUUUCACCAGAUCGGUGGACCAUUUGAUGGGGUCAUAAAUCUAACCAAAAUGUUGAACGGACCAAAAUAUGAUGGGAAGUAUCUUCAUACACUUAUAAAGGGACUCCUAGGAAGUACCAGGUUGCAUGAUACCUUAACUGCCGUCGUAAUUCCAACUUUUGACAUCAAGGAUCUUCAGCCAGUUAUUUUCAGCUCAUAUGAGACAAACUCGAAACCUGAUUUGAAUGCGGAACUGGCGGACAUUUGCAUAAGUACCUCGGCAGCGCCAACGUUUCUUCCUGCCCAUAGUUUCAAGAACAAGGAUGCUCAAAAUAAAGAACAUGAAUUUAACCUAAUUGAUGGUGGUGUGGCUGCUAAUAACCCGACAUUGAUCGCAAUUGGUGAGGUGACUAAGCAAGUAUUGAUGAAGCACGAAGACUUAUUUCCUAUCAAGCCCAUGGAUUAUGGUCGUUUUCUUGUAAUAUCACUGGGAACAGGCAAUGCAAAGAACGAGGAAAAAUACAAUGCUAAAAUGGCUGCGAAGUGGGGAUUACUUAGCUGGCUAACUCAUAACAAUUCCACACCAAUCGUCGAAGCUUUUAAUCAAGCAAGCGCUGAUAUGGUUGAUUUACACAACUUUGUGGUUUUCAAAGCUCUUCAAUCGGAUGAUCAAUACCUCCGAAUCCAGGAUGACACUUUGACAGGGAACUUGGCCUCAGUUGACAUAGCAACAAAGGAAAACUUAGAAGGCCUCGUUAAGGUAGGAGAACGGUUACUGGACAAACCAGCUUCCAAGAUAAACUUAGACAAAGGAGUUUAUGAAGCAGUUGAGAACGGAGGAACCAACAAGGAAGCUCUACGGAGGUUUGCCAAGAUACUUUCGAACGAGAGAAAAUUCCGCCAGUCCAGUAGCCGGAUGAUCUAAAUGAAAUUGUAUUGUCAUCAACUUUAAUGUAUUGAUUGUGUGUUUCAAUUUAAUAAUGUUCCUACUUUGCCAUUCCUUUUCAUGCCUUCAUAAGAUUCUGUAACCCAUGUCAAAUCAUAUUUUUGGUGGAAAAUUCUUAAGUUGAAUGAUUUUAGUGAUACAAAAAUAAAUUGAUUGAGUUUACUAAUAAUUUCAUACAAUUAUGUAACUUCUGAUAAA
Molecule: messenger RNA, 1617 nt
Organism: Solanum dulcamara
Lineage: Eukaryota; Viridiplantae; Streptophyta; Magnoliopsida; Solanales; Solanaceae
Product: patatin-like protein 2
Exons: 7
Coding region: 178-1398 (406 amino acids)
Biological process (GO): lipid metabolic process
Molecular function (GO): monoacylglycerol lipase activity; glycerophospholipase activity
Source: RefSeq, a predicted model, not a curated record